Molecule: messenger RNA, 4161 nt
Organism: Mytilus californianus (California mussel)
Lineage: Eukaryota; Metazoa; Mollusca; Bivalvia; Mytilida; Mytilidae
Product: protein phosphatase 1 regulatory subunit 14B-like
Exons: 4
Coding region: 216-662 (148 amino acids)
Biological process (GO): regulation of phosphorylation
Cellular component (GO): cytoplasm
Molecular function (GO): protein serine/threonine phosphatase inhibitor activity
Source: RefSeq, a predicted model, not a curated record
UAGGUGAUUUGCCAAAGUAAUUCUGAUAUUACUUCUUAUGAUAGAGAUAAAUAGCUAGUUGGUAUUCAUUUAUUCUUAUGUGUUGAUGGUAGCCACAUGUUUAGUUGUACGCAUUAUACUAUUGCAUUAUAUUUGAUUUUUACAUCGAUUUGAUUCCAAGGUCUAAAGCUAAAAUAAACGGAAAGUCCCGAUCGGUAGGAUUCCACACUCCUGUGAUGGCUACGUACACAACUGCAACUUAUCCAUCACAAAUGGAUAAUUUUAGAUCAAAUGGACAGUCUCCAAACUGUGAAACAAAAAGACAGAGUUCCUCAGGAUCAGAUUCACCGCGGGGGCAUGUUGGAUUUACAAAUCACCGAGAUGAAGAAAAAGAAAAACGUCAAAAAUAUUUAACAGCACGUUACGGACAGCACCAAAUGACGUUGAUUAGAAAACGUUUAGCAGUUGAAGAUUGGUUGUAUGAAAAGUUACGAACAUUACAUGAUUGUAAGAUUGAUACAGAUGAUCAUGAUUGUGAAUUAGAUUUAGAAGAAGUUUUGAAUUUAGACACAGACCAAGAAAGACGGAACUAUAUUCAGGAAGAAAUUAAGAAUGCAAAAGUGUCACAAGAAGAUGUAAAUGUAUUUAUAGAAGAACUGCUGCGAAAAGCCUCUACAUUAUAGACAUGUGACAGUGUAUUUAAAAAUUGUCUCAGAGGCAGUGUAACUGGAUUAUGUGAGAACCAGUACAUUUGUCUGAGGAAAUGUGAAUGAAUUAUGUGAGAAGCAGAUUUUAUUGUGUCAUAUGAUCUCUUCAAGUAUGAAUGUGGAUCAGUAUGAGUGAUCAUGAUUGGAAUAGCUGACAAAUUUUUUUAAUUUUACGUUUAGUGGUGUUAUCUGAAGUUUUUACGGCUUCUUUAUGAUUUUUAUACAUGCUAACUAGUCUAAACAAAUACAGAGAGUAAAAAUAGUAAAAUAUGAUCAAAAAGAUCCUUGUUCAAUUUUUUUAUAUAGUAUAUUAAUGUGCACAUAAACAAUUAUAAGUCUUUCAGAUUUUUUUAGUAGCUCCUGCAUGCCUUAACUAAAUUAUCUGUAAUUUCUUGAUCAGUUGCAGAGUUUAAUCAUUUUGAAACAUAAGCAUCUGAGUCUUGAACAGAGAUAAAACAAAAAUAUGAAGGAUCAGAAAAACAAAAAAAGAGUCAAAGAAUUAAAAUUUAGGAAAUGUAGUAGAAAGAUGAGAAUACAAAAAUUUGAACAUUUCUUCCUAUUUCUAUUCUUGGGAAAAGGAAAAAAAGGUUCCCUGUUCUGAAUCCCAAUCGUUUAAUUGUAUCGUUAAUAUUUUGAAAUGAAAAUAUCAUAUUCAGUUUUAUAAUUAGUUUCAAGAUGCGGCAAUGGUUAUCCCAAUGAUGAACAAUGCACUAUUUCUAAGUACCAAAUUGUCUUGUUUCUAUAGUAACUAAAUGUGUAUAGUACACAAUGAUUAUUAAGUUCCACCUUUUCAAUAGUAUAAACUUUAAGGUGGAGUGGGAAGGGAACCUUUUAUUAAAUAACACUAAAUCUUUUUCAAUUGAAUACUUUAUAAACUCAGGAUUUUAAAAAAACAGGAGAAAUUCUCACUCCGUCCUAUUGUAUGUUCUAUGAAGAGAGGGUUUAUUACCAUGAUGCGUGUGUGCCAAUUUAUAAUGAAAUGUUUUAUUUUUUGUUAUUUAGGCUGUGUUGGAAUAUAAAGAGUGCUUGUGUUUGAAAAAUGUAAUUAAUAUAAAGAUGGCAACAAUUUUUUUGGUGUUUAUAUUAUAUUUUUAUCCAUUUCAUCUUGUAAACAUAUUACCUUUGAAUAUACAGGUAGUGGACAAAAGUGAGUUCCCACUCAAAAAAUGUCCUAUCAUUUCAACUAAAAUCGAUAUUUUUCAAAAAAAUAAAAUUGAAGUAACUACAUGACCGAUUUAUAUAAAAUAAAUACAUACCAUAAGAUGCAGAAAUGUCUGAAGUUUUAUUGCUUAUUUGGCUAUGGUUUUUGUGAAGAUUGUUUUCAUUUUCUGAUGGGUUAACACAUGCAAAUUUUUACGAUUUUAUUUUGGUUAGAAUGCAUAGCAAACUUUUCCAGAAAUAUUUUUUUGUGUGUUCACCCCAUCAGAAUAUAAAAGUUAGUCUGAUUGAUAUUAUGGCCAAACAUACAAAUAAAUUUUAAACAUUGCUACAUCUUAUGGUAUUUAUUUUAUAAAUUUCGCUCUUAAAGUUAUAAUGUAUUUUUUUUUUUGAAAAAUAUCGAUUUUAGUUGAUAUAAUGGGACAUUUUUUUAGUGGGAACUCACUUUUGUCCACUAUCUGUAUGUGUAUUGUGUGUUUUUUUUUUUUAUUAGAUAGAAAAGAACUCUUAUUUCUUUUAAACAAAUAGUUUUAUAAAUAGGGUUUUGUGCCAAACUUUUAUUCUUUUUUUUUGUGUUUCUUUUCAGAAGGAAAUCCUUGUUUUUCUAAUUCAAUAUGUUUAGAUGACUCUCAGGUAAACAAAGCUUUUAGCCCAUUAAACAACUUUUUGGCAUUGAAAGAUUACACAAAUAUUCUACCCAUAUGAGGUCAAAUUAGAAACUACUUCAAGCAGCAAAUAAUUUAAAAUAGAAAUUUAUAUAUUUGAAAAUGAAGGACAGGAAAAACGAAAAAUAUGUUGUCUCUGAAAAAGGACCAAGGGGAGACAAUUCAAGUUAUUUCCCCUUGGAUAUAUAAAAAGCAAUUAAGGGUGGCAUUUUUGUUAUCUUCCUGAGAAUGGUUAUAAAAGUUAAAUUUUGGAUAACUUAUUAUUUUGUUCAGCUUUAUUUUAUUUAACAAUAAUUACUUGUGCUGGUGUUAAUUUUUUUGGCAUCCUAAGUUUAUAUUUUUCUUUGGUUUUUCUCCUUAACAAUGCCAUUACCAACAUUUAUGCAAUAUUUUUUGAUCCCUUGAUAUUGAUGAAGAGGAACUAUUUUGUUCCAUUUUAAUGCUAGAGUUUUUUAGUAAUUGUGUUCUAGUCACUAGUUUUGUGUGACCAAUUUGAUGAUUCAUUUGAACAUUGUAUGAUAUGUAGAUUAUCUAGUUUUGUGAAUUUUUAUCGAUGAAAUGUUCACAUUUUAUAUUGCUAAUUAUAAGUACUGCAGUUGCAGGUUUCUAUUAAAGGGAGAAGGAAUUUGUUUAUAAUUUUUUUAUUUAUCAUGUGGGUUUUUUAUUUGAUCAUAGAGGCAGGGAAAAGGGAGGUAAUCCUUUAACCAGAACAAACAAUUUAAUGUUUUUUUUGUUUUGGAUGACAGCAUAUAAUUAUACAUAAAAAGUUAGCUAUGAACACUGUGCAUUUCUGAAGACUCCAAAGGUAAAAAAAAUGUCAUAAUAAACAUGUAUAUUUAUCUAGUGACCAAAGACAGGAAUAUUAUGAAAUUGCUUAUGGUUCUUAAAUACAAAUACAUCGUCUUUUAGAAAUUUAUUCAUUGUGAAAGUUUAAUCUUUUGGUUAAUACCAAAUUGUUUGUCUAUAACUUUAGAAAAUGUCCUAUGUACAUGAUGCAAAAGUCUAAAUUUCUUACACAAGUAGCAGUUUGGUAAUUAAUGUAAGCUGAGAUCUUAAAUCAUUAUUUGUGUUCACAACUACACCAUGUAUAAAGGUUCUCGAAUUUAAUGGUUGUUAAGCUUAAUUUUGCAUUUUAAAAUUUUUUAACAAAAUUCACUUAUAGCAUUUCAUUUUGCAUUUUUGCUUUUGCCAUCAAAUAUUUAGUUGUAUGACGUCUUAACUUUAUCCGAAUUGAAACUUUUUCAAUGAAUUACCUUUACAGAAGUUCUUUCAUAGCUACGUUUAAUAUAAAAACUCAGGAAUUAUUUACCUGAUAAAUAAUUUCUACUUUAAUAAUACAAAAGAUUUUUUUUAUUGUAAAUGCUUCUAUAUGUUGUCGUUAAAAAGUAACAAUCAAAAUAAAAAUAUAAAAUGUAAUUUAUGCAAUAGCACCAAAUUUUAAAACACCAUUUAUAAAAAUAUGAUUUUUUUAAAUAUGAAUGGAUUAUACCAGUGUUUUUUUAAGGUCAUACCAUAAGUCAAGUAUAAAGUUAGUGUUCUUGGCAUAGCAUGGUUAAAUGUCAACCUUGUAAGAGUUUUCAGUUUAAAGCAAUACAAAAAUAAACUGCUGUAAAUACUUAUUAUUAUUUUUAUUAAACAUCUCAAACACAAAA